AUGGAAGAGGUUAUUUCCAUAUCAGAAGCUUCACAGGUCUGCGUCGAACGCUUCGCACGGUGCGUUGAAGUUUCAACACUGAAGGGAAAUGAGUGGGCUGAGAACCGCCUUGCUGAUCUGAAUCUGUGGAUUUCGAGUACUGGAGCCUGUGCCCGAGGACGAGCUAGCUUGGAAUCCAGAUUAGCCUCGAGACCCGAAGCUCGUGAUGUCGUCAUUAAUUUAUUGGAGUUAAUCGGUAGCAUGGUUGAUGAAUACUGCAUACAGAUGCAGCAUGAGCCUUUGGACAGUUAUCACGAUGAAGACUCUAUUUCAUCUUAUGAUGAAGGCCAACCCCGACCAUUUUCUCCAUGGUCCGACGAUUCCAGCUCUGGUGAAGAGUCGACAGACGCCUAUGAUCGCAAAGUUCCAUCGGGAAACCUCAUAAGAGAGUCAAUGCAUAAUAUCGAGUCAAUACUAGAUCAACUUGGCCGUAUUGGUGUUGCCAUUCGUCGCUCCGGGCGGCGCUCAAGGUUGCAAAAGGCGGACCAGCGAUUUGAUGAAAAAGAGCACGAGGAGUUAAAGGGCCAUCUCAUCGCAAUGCUACUCACCCAAUCAAAGUCUCAUCCCCUAGAACGUGACUCAACAAGAUUGAGCGAGGUACAAUUACGACUUGUACUCUGUAAUUUGAAGCGUCGAAAUCGAUUUUUGUACGCACAACAGCAUUCCAGGGGCCUCGAUGCUAAGGAUGACCGACAUGAAACCCACAAGCGAUACAAGAAAGUUGUAGGUGCAGAAGGAGACGAUAUCACAGAAGAGUCGGGCUUGAAUCUCUCAGGGUUGGGGCUAAAACGUGCCAAUAACUCGAUCGUCACGGGAACCAGUGCGUCUAACGUGUCCGAUAGCUUCAAUUUACAACCGGAAAAAGCUGCUGCAUCUGUUGCGUCCUCAUUAAUAUCCACGACGGCGGUUGAUCUGGAUUAUCCUCGGCCCCCUCAAAUUGAGAAGGAUGCACAUUUCUUUCGCUGUCCAUGUUGCUGCGAAGCACUCCCUGUAAAGACGGCGGACACAAAUAGAUGGAGGUGGGAUUCUUUGACACGGAUAAAGCAUAUUGCAGACGAUUUGAGUCCUUAUACCUGCAUUUUGGCCGGGUGCAAUCAACCUGAUGCUCUUUUCAGUACCAAGGAAGCUUGGCGCCAGCACAUGUUAAAUGGGCACAGCAGCAUGACAUACUGGGUCUGCUUUGCAUGUGGCAAUGGGCUUCAGUUCAAUGACAGGAUGGCCUUUGAGCAGCACGUGAAGUCCAUUCAUACAGCAACAAUUACCCCAGACCAGAUCCCUGUUCUGGUUAAAUUGUCUAAGAAGACCCCACCAAGCGAAAUUCGACAAUGCCCACUGUGCAAUUGGGCAGAAGAAGGGUUUCAAGUUGAUAAAGAUGUGCUUCUCAACCACAUUUCCAAACAUAUUCACUCUUUUUCGUUGCGGGCACUCCCUUGGGCGGAUUAUAAUGGACACGAGAGUGAUCAGAGGAUUCGCGACAGCUCCGAAAAGGUUUACCAAUGGCUCGUCGAGAAUGAGAUCCAGGUGGAUCCUUGUUUGGAGCGACCUCCAUAUGAGAAGAAAAUUUUGUACUCUGAAUAUUUCCAGCAAAAUGCUUACUUUGCCGGAAGUUCUAGAGCGUCCUCUUCAGGUGACCCUGAUUCCGAUGAAUCGAGAGAAAGCGAAAUGGGGGAACUAAGGAGGUCUGGGGAAUCGAUUUUUCACGAGGGUCCCGAGGCUGCGAAGCUAGCAGCUCAAAGGGCAAAAGCCGAAGCAGAUAUAGAACUAGUAGUUCCUUCCUCAGACAAACAUCUCCUCUAUGACGCCGGCGCCGACGCCAAAGCCAUGCAAUCCGCACUCAACCAUACCCGCAAUGUCGACAGCAAAACCAUCAUCAAGGUCCUCCCCAGACUGACCAGCGACGAGAUUCUCCUCCUCCGCCUGGAAUACAAAGCCCGUGUCCGAUUGCAAGGAAAGGGCAUCAACCUCGCCAAACACCUCCGGCUAAAACUAGGCAGCUCCAACUUCGGCAAAGUUGCCUACGCGACCGCGCUCGGUCGCUGGGAAUCAGAGGCGUACUGGGCUAACUGCUACUACCAAGCCGAGACGUCAUACCGGGAACUGCUGAUCGAAUCUUUGAUCGGUCGCUCGAACGCUGCCAUCGGUGAAAUCAAGUCCUGCUUCCGGGACACAAGGUACGAUAACAGUUUGGAGAGAUGUAUACGGUCGGAGCUUAAGGCAGAUAAGUUCCGCGUCGCGGUUCUGCUGGCGCUGGAGGGGAGAAGACAGGAAGAUCGCGAGCCGCUUGAUCCAAGGCUUAUUACGCAGGAUGUGUCAGAUUUGCAUCAGGCGCUUGUCUCUCGCGAGGGUGGGGAGACGGCUAUGAUUAAUAUUAUCAUUUUGCGGAGCGAUUCGCAUCUCCGUGAGGUGCUGCGUGCUUACGAGGAUACCUACGGGCAUAAUUUUGUUCGAAGGAUGAUUGCGAAGUCGCGGAACCUAGUAGGUGAACCAUUAGCCCACAUCCUCAACGGCGCCAUCAACCGAAGCAUGCGCGACGCCCUUCUCCUCCACCAGGCCCUCCACGAAUCGAAAUCUGACAAAGAGCGCUCCACGCUCCUGAUCUCGCGACUCGUACGACUCCACUGGGAACCACGACACCUUGAGCAAGUAAAGAUCCAAUAUCAACAGCGGUAUAGCGAGCGCAUUGAGGAUGCGAUUGCAGAGGAAAUCUGUUCGUCUGCGACCGGGGAGGAAUGGGGAGAAUUCUGUAUUAACCUUGUGUAUACCUCGUCUCCCUAA
This is a messenger RNA of Penicillium vulpinum, 2814 nucleotides long. RefSeq lists its product as uncharacterized. NCBI's taxonomy places the organism in Eukaryota, Fungi, Ascomycota, Eurotiomycetes, Eurotiales, Aspergillaceae. Gene Ontology annotation, cellular component: cytoplasm. The coding region runs from base 1 to 2814 and encodes 937 amino acids. Gene Ontology annotation, molecular function: calcium ion binding; calcium-dependent phospholipid binding. The transcript has 3 exons. The record is from RefSeq and is a predicted model, not a curated record.